Molecule: messenger RNA, 1701 nt
Organism: Osmerus eperlanus (European smelt)
Lineage: Eukaryota; Metazoa; Chordata; Actinopteri; Osmeriformes; Osmeridae
Gene: ppox
Product: protoporphyrinogen oxidase
Exons: 14
Coding region: 207-1643 (478 amino acids)
Biological process (GO): porphyrin-containing compound biosynthetic process
Molecular function (GO): protoporphyrinogen oxidase activity, oxygen as acceptor
Source: RefSeq, a predicted model, not a curated record
AAUGAACCGGAAACGAGAUUCUCGAUUGUGAUUGGCUUUCGAACAGAGAAGGAAAACUGCUUUUAAUGUUACAUUACGAAGAUCAUUCACUUCCAUGACUCAUCAUGACUUUGUCGGGUAUUUAAACCAGAUUUAUUUUUACAGUGGCCAGUUCCAGCCCAGAGCUUACCUGUGUUGUGCCCCAGAGUGGGGUGUGUGAGGGCUGAAUGCAGAAGACAGUGGCUGUCCUGGGAGGGGGCAUCGGGGGCCUGUCUGCCUGUUACAGUCUCUGCAAGAACCCGCUGGUCUCCAAGAUAGUUCUGGUGGAAGGAGAUGGCAGGGUGGGGGGAUGGCUGAAUUCUACCCGGAGAGAGGAUGGAGCAGUGUUUGAGCAUGGACCCAGAGGCAUAAGACCGGCUGGAGCCGUGGGCCGGAACACCCUCAACAUGGUGGAAGAAUUGGGCCUAGAAAGUGAGGUACUUCCUAUCACAUAUGACCACAUAGCCUCUAAGAACCGCUACCUGUAUGUUCGAGGACGGCUACACAAGAUGCCCUCCGGCCUGGGCGGAGUGAUGCGUACGGUCCCGCCAUUUUCUCGUCCCUUGGUCCAGAGUAUUCUGAAGGAGAUCCUUGUCAGCAGAGGACAAGAGGACGAUGAGUCUGUUCACUCUUUUGUCUCCCGACGCCUGGGAUCUGAGCUUGCGGACAUUGCCAUUGACAGUCUGUGUCGGGGAGUGUUCGCGGGUGACUGCCGUAAGCUGAGCGUGCGUUCCUGUCUUCCUCCCCUGUACAACGCAGAGAAAGCCAGAGGUUCCAUUGUGCUGGGAAUGGUGCUGGGCUCAGGCGUUGGCCCAGAAGUACUCCCCUCCGCACUCGCCCAGCGGGCCUCCAAAGAGAAUUGGGCCCAGUGGUCCCUGAGAACGGGGCUCCAGAUGCUACCUGAGGCCCUGCAGGACAGGCUCAUCCAGGGGGGGCGGUUCACACUGCACAGACACAGCCCAGUAAAGGGGCUGCAACGUGAUGCCACGGGCUGGGAGAUUAAGUUGGAGGAUGGGACCAUCAAGGCUGAUCACAUCAUCGCUGCUCUUCCAGCAAAAGCCCUUGCCUCAGUGCUGCCCCCUGCUGCACACACACUGGCAGAGCAGCUACGGGAGAUUACCUCAGUGACGGUUGCCGUGGUGAACCUGGAGUACGAGGGUUGCGUCCUGCCUGUGAUGGGUUUUGGCCAUCUGGUUCCAUCAUCAGAAGACAGGGGGCUGCUGGGAGUGGUGUACGAUUCAGUUCCUUUCCCUCAACACAACCGGUCUGGAGGAGAAUCAACAAGGCUGACGGUGAUGAUGGGUGGGGCCUGGUUCCAGGAAGUGUUUGGCAGUCCAGAGGAUGUGACAGAGUAUCAUCUCCUAGAUAAAGCCACUCAGGCAGUCCGCUCACACUUGGGUAUAACUGCAGCACCCAUCUACAGCAAGGUGGCUCUACAGAAGGACUGUAUUCCUCAGUAUCAUCUGGGCCACUGGAAACUAAUAGAGAACAUGAGGAGGUACCUUACAGAGCAGAACCUCCCUCUUACGCUGACUGGCUCAUCCUACGAUGGCGUCUCUGUCAAUGAUGUCAUCUUUAGUGGACGGACGGCAGCAGAGGGGCUUGUGGAGGCCGCGAGCGACUGACAAACAGAUUAACAGAAGAUAAGGACUACUUGAUGUUUCCAUGGAUGUUCAUAAGAAC